This is a messenger RNA of Diceros bicornis minor, 845 nucleotides long. Its product is annotated as ubiquitin-fold modifier 1-like. Gene Ontology annotation, biological process: protein K69-linked ufmylation. Gene Ontology annotation, cellular component: cytoplasm; nucleus. The record is from RefSeq and is a predicted model, not a curated record. The transcript has a single exon. Bases 47 to 304 code for a protein of 85 amino acids. NCBI's taxonomy places the organism in Eukaryota, Metazoa, Chordata, Mammalia, Perissodactyla, Rhinocerotidae.
UAGCCGGCAGAGUUGGCGUGGGGUCUCUGUCCUGAGCGGUUCCACGAUGUCGAAGGUUUCCCUUAAGAUCACGCUGACGUCAGACCCGCGGCUCCCUUACAAAGUACCCAGCGUUCCUGAAAGUACCCCUUUCACAGCAGUCUUAAAGUUUGCAGCGGAAGAAUUUAAAGUUCCUGCAGCAACAAGUGCAAUUAUUACCAAUGAUGGAAUAGGAAUAAAUCCUGCACAGACUGCUGGAAAUGUUUUUCUAAAGCAUGAUUCAGAAUUGCGAAUUAUUCCAAGAGAUCGUGUUGGAAGUUGUUAAUAUCCACUACUUGAAGCAUAGGAUUACCUUUCAAAAUAAAUAUUGGUAUUGUUGUUAUAAAACUGAAAUCAGGUGUUUAAAAUACUAUGAAAACAGCAAUUGUUGAUGAAAUAAUGAAAGGAGACUCUCCGUCCCUUCUUGUUAUUCACACUGUUCAUGUGAAGAGGGAAGGCUUAAGCAUUGAGGAUAUCAUCACCACAGAAGAUCAUAGUCUUUCAUUGCUCCCUCACAACACACACAGGUAGUUCAUUUGGGGUAAAUGGAUUAUCCAACUGUGUUUUAUAACUGGAGGAUGCUUCUGAUCAUUCUUUCUGAGAACAUGUGGAAAAUUAAAAUUUACUGAAUCUUCCUAUUUGUCUUUGAGUUAAAAAUUUAAAAGGAUUAUGGAUCGUACGUGGUGGUUUGUUUGAUAGCAUCUGACUUGGAGACUCAAAAAUAGUUGAAUUCUUAAUUAUAUAUUGUUUAUUAUAAAAGAUAUAGAAAUAUCAAUAAAUACUUAACUAUCUUAAAUUUCUAUCAUUUAGGUUUUUUUAAAUUUCAA